This is a messenger RNA of Adineta steineri, 1650 nucleotides long. The record is from the annotation of a GenBank genome assembly. NCBI's taxonomy places the organism in Eukaryota, Metazoa, Rotifera, Eurotatoria, Adinetida, Adinetidae.
AUGUGGCCUGCAGGAAGUGCCAUUCCGACGAGAAAUAUUACCGGUAGUUUGAACGGUCCAUUCAGUGUCUUCGUCACUGCCAAUGGUGAUGUUUAUGUCGACAAUGGCUACAAGGGUCGAGUCCGCAAAUGGACAUUAAAUGCUACGACCAGUGUUACUGUAAUGUAUGUCAGUGACGUAUGUUACGGACUCUUUGUCGACAUGAACAAUACUAUUUAUUGUUCUCAAGCGCAUACUAAUGUAGUUGUGGCUAGUUCACUCGAUGGUAAUGCAAACUCAUCGAAGAUCGUUGCAGGCAAUGGUUCUUCUGGAUCAACAUCAAAUAUGCUUUACUUUCCCAUGGGAAUAUUUGUCGAUAUCAACUUUAAUUUGUACGUCGCUGACUCUGAUAAUAAUCGGAUUCAGUUUUUUAAAUAUGGACAAAUGGAUGGGACGACAGUGGUAGGAGAAGAAGCAUCAGUAAGUUUCGCACUCAGGAAUCCAACAAGCAUCGUUCUGGAUGCCAACAGCGAUCUGUUCAUUGUGGAUUCAUAUAAUACUCGAAUUGUAAGAUCAAGCUCUACAGGAUUUCGAUGUGUAAUUGGAUGUACGAAUGCAGGCGGUUCGAACUCCGAUCAAUUACCAUACCCAUGGGCUCUUGCUUUUGAUAGCUAUGGCAACAUAUUUGUUAGUGACUAUAGUAAAAAUCAACUACUAAAGUUUAUUUUCACAACAAAUUCUUGUGAACCAUCGUUUAACCAACCUGAACUUUGUCCGACUGCGUCAUGGAACUUGAACGCCAUCACUUUUGCAGAUAACAGCACAGUGGGUCUAUUUCCUCGCAGUAUUUUCAUCGAUAUUAACAAUACCGUCUACGUGGUUGAUCGAACUCAUGGAUUCGUUCAAGUGUGGCUUGAUGGAAAUAUCAUUCCGACAAGAAACAUUUCCGGUAAUUUUACCUCUCUCAAUAAUCUUUUUGUCACUAUUAAUGGUGAUAUUUAUGUUGACAAUAAUUAUCCCAACGGUCGAAUAGAUAAAUGGUCAUAUAAUGAUACAACCAGUGUAACUGUAAUGUAUGUCAGUGCACGAUGUGACGGACUCUUUGUCGACAUGAACAAUACUAUUUAUUGUUCUCAAUCGGAGACUCAUAUAAUUGUUGCCAGCUCACCCGAUGGUAAUGCAAACUCAUCGACGAUCGUUGCAGGCACUGGUUCUUCUGGAUCAACAUCAGAUAUGCUUGACUCACCUACCGGAAUAUUUGUCGAUAUCAACUUUAAUUUGUAUGUAGCCGAUUCUGAAAACGAUCGGAUUCAGUUUUUUAAAUAUGGACAAAUGGAUGGCAUGACAGUGGCAGGAGUAGAAGCACCAGUCAGCUUCGCACUCAGCAAUCCAACAAGUAUUGUCCUCGAUGCUGACAACUAUCUAUUCAUUGUAGAUAGUAAUAAUAACCGAAUCGUAAGAUCAGAUCCUACAGGAUUUCGAUGUUUAGUUGGAUGUACGGAUGCAGGUGGUUCGGACUCCGAUCAAUUACGCUAUCCCUGGGCUCUUGCUUUUGACAGUUAUGGCAAUAUCUUUGUUACGGAUGAAUACAACAACCGAAUUCAGAAAUUCAUUUUUCAAACGAACUCUUGUGUGCAUGAGUCUUGGCAUAUUCCUUCGGGUAUAAUUUAA